This is a messenger RNA of Drosophila virilis, 845 nucleotides long. RefSeq names its product materazzi (gene mat). NCBI's taxonomy places the organism in Eukaryota, Metazoa, Arthropoda, Insecta, Diptera, Drosophilidae. The record is from RefSeq and is a predicted model, not a curated record.
CAUACAUUCAACAGGAUGCAGUGCACCAUAAUAGCUCUGAUUGCGAUCUGUUGCCUGGGCACAGGACUUUCGGCGACCACAACAGCGCCCAUAGCAGCCAGGCCCGCAGCUCCCGCUAGAAAUUUCUAUCUGGAUCUUAAGAGCAUAUUGCGCAAUAUUCCACAUAAACAGAUCGAGCAUCUGGUCCAGGCCUAUCUGCUCAACGAUGCCGAGUUCCAGGCAGUCAUACGGGAGAUCAAUGCACUAACCACGUAUCGACUGCGAUUACAGCUGCUCAAUCAGCCGGAGUUGCGCCAACUGCUGCAGUGGUUGUCCCAGCAGCUGAUCCUGUCAGGUGGCUCCCUCAAGGUAUUCGACGAUCUGGACCUAGAGAUCAAGGUGUUUAACAAAUACCCCCACUGGGCACAGACGGUGAAUGGCAUAACCGGUUUCGAACAGGAAUUUAACUAUAUCUAUCCGUUGACAUCCAUACGCAAGCUGCUGGAGACAAAUGCCCAGGAAAGUCCCGUCUUCGGUGAGUUCUGGCGUCGUGUUGUUGCUUUGGAGCCGGCCUAUGACCGAUUCUGGGCCACACCACAAGCCACAACAUUUGUCAACCGAUUGCGCACUUUGGGCGUUGAUGUCAAUGGCUUGGAUUACUUUGUGCGCUAUCAGCUAGGCUGGAGAAAUGAUACCUCACCCAGUUACUACGACUAUGACUACAAUUAUGGAUUUUAUUAAAGUGGCAGGGAAUGAGUGAGGGGAGCAAGUGAUCAAGUAAAAACAAAAUUAUGCUAUAUACUUAUAUAAAUAACGCGAUAUUAUAAAAUAUAUAUUACUAAAUAUCAAGCCAUACUGUAAAGUAA